UAUGCUAUUUUGCAAUAGUUUACUAAUCCGAUUGGUUACCAACUUUUUUUCCAAUUUUAUUAUUAAUUAAUAAAUAAUAAAUAAUAAAUUAUCGCCGUGACCGUGACGAGUCCGUCACGGCGGAUUAAAAAUUUAAAUGUCAUGGGAACCUCAACAGUCAACACCUCCACCACUAGGGUCAAUUUCGUCAUUUAUUCAGGUAAAGGUCAAUUCAAUUCAUAUCAUAAAGGCUAUUUACGUCUUUUCACAUGCACUGUUCUCCUUACUGUUUAUCAGACAGUAAAACCCUCUCUCUGGAAUGGCUUGCAGAGUUGGCAAUGUCUUCUUCCGCCUGGCGCCUACUCCCUCCCCUUUCUCUCUCCUCUUUCUCUCUCACACACACACAAACACACACACACAGAGAAACAUGAAAACAUGGAUAACACUUUCUCUCUCUAUGCAUCACUCUCUCGGCAGUUAAGCUGCUGCAAUCCCCCUACCUAAAUUGUUUCUCUCUCUAGCUUUCGCUACAAUUUUUUUUUGUUUCUUCCCGCAUUAUUUCUCGCAAAUCAUUCCUUCAUUUAAUUCAGUAGAUGCUAUUUCGCAUUUCCCCUUUGUUUCUGCAGUGUAAUUUGUCCUCGUACGACUCCUAGAGAGAGAAUUUUUUUUUGUGGAGUCUAUUGGAAUUCGUUCUGUUUUUUGUGUGUAGCAAAACGAUGCCGUUGGUGAGAGUGGAGGUGCGUAAUGAGUACGCGCUCGGAGCACCGGAGUUGUACAGAGAGGCGAAGAAGGAAGAUCCGAAGGAGAUUCUCGAAGGAGUCGCCGUCUCCGGCCUCGUCGGAGUCUUACGUCAGCUUGGCGAUCUCGCUGAAUUUGCAGCAGAAGUUUUUCAUGGCUUGCAGGAGGAAGUGACGAUAACAUCUUCUAGAAGCCAUAAAUUGAUGGCUCGUGUUCAACGAAUUGAAGCUGCACUUUCUCCUCUUGAGAAGGCUUUACUAGCACAGCGGAGCCACUUGCACUUUGCUUAUACUGCUGGAUCCAAUUGGCAUGCACGUAUCCGAAGUGAACAGAAUCAUUUUGUAUACAGUGAUGUGCCUCAAUUUAUCAUGGAAUCUUAUGAAAACUGUCGUGACCCUCCAUGUUUGCAGUUGCUUGAUAGGUUUGAUUCUGGCGGACCUGGUUCUUGCUUGAAAAGGUAUUCAGAUCCAACUUUCUUUAAGAGAUCAUCAGUGGCGUCUGGUGAAGCUAGUACCGACAAGAUUUCAAGAGAUAAGAAGGGUCGCAAAAUUAAGAAAAGGAGGUCAUUUCCCAAGAAUGGAGAAGUAUCACGAGAUACAUCAGCUUAUAACAGUGGCAGAAUGCGUUUCGGUCAUCUGAAUAUUGGUGUGCAUUCCCCUUCUCAAACUGCAUCGACGUACGAUGCUACACUAAGAUCCGAUUUCGGUGAGCAAUCAAAUUUGCAUUUGAGAAAUGGUUCAGGCUUCACCGAUGGUGAUUCCCGUACAAGUUACUCAGUGCAACCUGAAGAACAAGAUUCUAGAGAAUCCAUUUCUUCUCUGGCAAAGAGGCGCAGCGAUUUCUUAGACUAUAAUUUCGUCGAUGAACAAAUUACAAAUGCAUAUGAUGAUAUUGAGAUUAAUCUAUCAGAAGAGCAGGCUGGCUGUAUUCCGUCUUCUGUCACUUGGGACGAAAAGAGAGAAGCACUUGAUCCAACCAGACGGGUUUCCGGUAAUAAUGGAAUUAAGCUGGAGGAUGACCAUAAUACACAUUUAGAAUCAUUCUCUCAGGAUCUGGACUCAGAAAUUCUCUGUGAUGAUGCUGUUAAUUUUGUAACUGUUGACAAAAUGGAUCUCCCAUCUUAUGAUCAUGCUGUGGAAUCUGGUGAUGUACAUAUUGAUGAGAUAGAAAGUGAAACUGAUCAUUUCAUGGAUGCGCUUAAUACAAUUGAGUCAGAGUUUGAAACUGAGAUAGACUGCACAAAAAAGCAAGAAGUAGAGGAUUACCAUAAGUUGGAUGACAAAGGAGUAGAUGACGAGCUCAUAAGACAUAAUAUUGAAUGCCAAUCUUCAAAUUCCGAGCCUAAUGUUUUGUCCAAUCCCAUUGAGUCAGAGUGUGAAGCUGAUAUAGACUGCACAGAAAGAGUAGUUGAUGCAGAAAAUGAGCUCGGAAGACACAAUAUGGAAUGCCUAUCUUCAAAUUCUGAAUCUAAUGUUUUGUCAAACAGUUCUCUGGUCAAUGGCAGUGGUGCACAUAAUCUCGUUUCAACGACUCCAAAACCCCUUGAUGCAACUACCAGUUCGAUUAAUGGAGUAGCAGCCAAGGAUGAAAUUAAAGCAAUAUCUCUAGCAGAAAAGGAUUUACAGUCAUCUCAACAAGCUGGAGAUUCAUCAAGUCCAGUCAGUCCACAGCAUCUUGAUUCUGGUAAUAAUGUCGUAUCUACUUCAUGGACUGCAUCAGCCAACUUCAGAGACAGUAGGCCAGGGAUGCCAGUUACUGAUAGAGCAACGAACAGUGCUGAAUCUCAGAAACAAUUACCAGAAACUUCUAAUGCUGCUUCAUUUACAUUCUGGACUAAUGGUGGCUUGCUAGGUCUCCAGCCUUCAAAGCCACCAGAUUUCGGUGUAUCAAAGGCUCUUCCCCAAGAUCAAAUGCAUAAGGAAGAUGCAGCAAAACAGGGACAAAUGGAGAACUUAAAAGGUAUUACAGACCACGAUGAUAUGGAUAGCUCUACAUGCCAUGAUUACCAGGAAAGAGGCGCAUCAUUUCGGAAAACAUCUUGGAAAAUUUCGCCUGCUGAUUUAGACAUCAAACAUGGUAAAUAUGGUGACUUACAAUAUCACAAUAAUGCCAAUUCUACUGGAUCAAGUGUAACAACAGCAUCUGGAAGUUUUGUGCCGGUAAAUUCGACUGGAUCUAACAAGAAACUGUUGACCGGAGGCAGUGGAAACUACUAUCCUACUGUAGACCAUCAGAAUGCUAAUGCUUUUGAGCAGAAAAUUAAUCGAAACGGAACAUUUUCUGGACGAAGUAAAGAUCCCUUUAUCGGCGACUCUCCUGUUUUGUCACCUUCUUCAUCACCUCCACUUAAGCACAUGAAAAUAUCGUUCCAACCAAUAGGUGGCUUUGAGACUACGAAGCUGAAACUGAAAUUCCCAGAUGUAAACACUAAUAGCGGGAAUGGCAGUGAUAUCUUUCCUUCAUUUCAGUUGGUCCCAGAGGCAUCCUUUACUCCGCAGGAGGUUGGCUCAGACUCAGAUGCUGACACAUUUUAUAGGUCAUCACCUUCUUUAUCAGAUGAUUGUCACAGCAAUCAGUCUGAAUCAAAUUCCGACCAAUGGGAGUCCAGCGAAUCUCCCACUAGCAAGGACCGUGAUAUAUACGAUUCCUUUCGCAGAGUCUCGCUGACUGAAUCUGUUUCAGCGGUUCAGGAAAAGGGGAGGACUAACCGUGAACUUCAAUUGCCUUUUACUGAAAACGGCGCGCAAAAUUCUGAAUCUUGUGGCUCGUCUGAUGCUCAAAGUUUAAGCACCGUAAAUAACUCUAUCAGAAAGGAACUAAGAAAUGACACCAACCUAAAUGACCUUGUGGAGCCGCUAUUUGUGCCUAGUCCUGCUCCUCCACCUCUGCCUCCAGUUCAAUGGCGAGGUAGUUCGGCCCCAUUGGAUGGUUCCGAGGACAAGCCUGAAAGCUCUUAUUAUGCAUCAUUUGAUCGUACACAUUCAUCAUCUACAAUCUCUCAGCCUAAACCAGCCCCAUUAAAUGAAGAUCAAAUUGAUACGGCAAAUACGCAGAAACUCAAGCAGUCCAGCUCAUGGAAGUCAAAUAAACAAAGAGAAGCUAAUCAGAGCACGAAUGUCGAUGAAAACGACUUCCUACGGCAAAUUAGAACAAAAUCAUUCAAUCUGAGACGAACUGUGACUGCAAAACCUACCGUACCAUCAGGAUCCUCUGCCACUGUCCAAGUCACCGCAAUUCUGCAGAAAGCCAACGCCAUUCGCCAGGCUGUUGGAAGCGAUGGAGAAGAGGACGGGAACUGGAGUGACAGUUGAACUCUCUCCAGUUAUUUUGUUUCCGAUUUCGACAACUGGUGGAGUGACUCUAGAAAUGCAAAAUACGUACAGCUUGCAUUAGCCUUAUUUAAUUACUAUUAAUUAAAAUAUGAAAGAAGAGAGACUUUCAAUUUAUUCUAUUCAUUAAAGUAAAGCAAGUUGAAUGUUAGCCACGUCAGCAACGCAACGUGUUAAUCCAACUUUUCCAACACAGUAGUGUGCUUUUUAUUACACUAAUUUAAUAAUCAAAGUGCACCGAGAUAUUUUCUUG
Molecule: messenger RNA, 4299 nt
Organism: Erythranthe guttata (spotted monkey flower)
Lineage: Eukaryota; Viridiplantae; Streptophyta; Magnoliopsida; Lamiales; Phrymaceae
Gene: WAVE2
Product: SCAR family protein
Biological process (GO): actin cytoskeleton organization; positive regulation of Arp2/3 complex-mediated actin nucleation
Cellular component (GO): cytoskeleton
Molecular function (GO): protein kinase A regulatory subunit binding; Arp2/3 complex binding
Source: RefSeq, a predicted model, not a curated record